Messenger RNA from Aspergillus fumigatus Af293, 411 nucleotides. RefSeq lists its product as uncharacterized. Lineage: Eukaryota; Fungi; Ascomycota; Eurotiomycetes; Eurotiales; Aspergillaceae. The record is from RefSeq and is a predicted model, not a curated record.
AUGAGGUUUCAGGCAAUUCUACCAUUCGCUAUUUUACUUUCUGCUUCGCCUGUCACGUCCAGCGAGACGGGUGAUGUCUGGGAUCUUGUCUCAAAUCUUCCACGGGAGCCUUCUGGUGAAAGAUUUAUACACCUAGGCGAUGACGGUGUCUUAAGAUCCUUUAGUGGAUCUGGAGACGUGAUAGCAUACAGACAAUUGGAUCCAGAACAAAUCAAUCAGUACAUUAGUCGCUUCCCAUCGCCGGACAAAGAACACCUUCUCGAGGUCUACAAAGGUGUCGAUGGCCGAAGCGUCACUGAAAUUACGCAACUCGCCCACCCGAACUUGGAGUUACUCCUCCCAGAAGCUGAGGUUUCUGCCUCCAAUUCCUCUAAUCUCCACCACCUGUCGGAGAGCACAUGCUAUAAUUAA